This is a messenger RNA of Colletotrichum gloeosporioides, 1605 nucleotides long. RefSeq lists its product as uncharacterized. NCBI's taxonomy places the organism in Eukaryota, Fungi, Ascomycota, Sordariomycetes, Glomerellales, Glomerellaceae. The transcript has 2 exons. Bases 1 to 1605 code for a protein of 534 amino acids. The record is from RefSeq and is a predicted model, not a curated record.
AUGGCCAAGCCAACACUCGAAACGCUGCCUCCGGAGAUUCUCCACCAAAUUUUCAAACUCGUCGUCGCACAAAAAGAUGCGUUCACUACCAGUCUCUGCUGUACGAGCAAGCGCAUCCGCGAGUUCUCGAGCGCCGCGCUGUAUGGGACCCUCACUCCCCAUGAACCCUCGGGCCCAGAUGAGCUCAGUCUUCCACGCGUCGUUGCCCUCUUUCACGCAUUCGCCCUCAAUCCACGCCUCGGCGAGCUCGUGCAGGAGAUCGACCUCUUUCACCUGUAUACAUGGACGAAGUGGGAGCCUAUCCAUCUACAAAUGUUCCGAGGCAUUUACACCAUGUGGAGAACUCUCCCCGGCCUGUCCCUGCCUCCACCUCAAUUGCUCAACCAAGUCCAAUACAUGGUGUGGCUAUCGGAGCUGCUCAUCACGAAGAUGCCCAACCUCCAUACUCUCGCGAUCAGGUCUCAAAGUUGGCAGCGGUAUCACCUGCUCGGUGACGAAAAGCGGAAUGGGUCUGAAUUUUACAAUAUGGAGACGCUGGACAUCGUCGCCAGAGCUGCUGGGGGGCGAGUGCUAUUUCCUCACCUGAAGAACGUAUGUAUCGACAUGCACGAUUGUUUGAAACCGCUCAGUGAUGUCGCGCCCAAUAUCGAGUCCCUCGAAUUGAGCGAUGUUAACUGGGACGCGUACGAACCGGCCGACAUCCCCGACAUCAAUUUACCCCAUCUCAAGUUUCUCGAGAUAGGGGAUGACUCUGUUGUCACAAUGCGGGUGCUUCCCGAGCUGGUUAGAAGACUGCCCAGCCUACGAAAACUUCACUAUGAGCAUACGGACAGCGGGAUAUACUGUUUCGAAGGAGGUCCAGCCAAUGUUUGCCCCACCCCUCAAGGCAUCGUCAAUCUAUUGAAGCCCAUCGCAGAGCAGUUGAAGGAGCUCAAGCUGAGCCAUUUCGACCGAUGGAUCGUCAGGCUUUGUCAUGAAACUAGGGUCAGCAGAUACGCCCAGAAGUUCGUCGAACCCGCUGGCAUCCUGGAGCCUCUGGAGUUUCUUAGCGUCCUCGAGCGUCUGGAUGUUGACUCCGACUGUCUUUGGGUACAGCGACACCCGUAUGUCAGAAGGUCUAACUACGAGAAGGUCAUGCAUCUCAUCAAGUUGCUCCCCCAGCGACUGCAGCACCUUCAGUUCGACGGGCUCAACGACGAUGACGCAGAUGGCGACGACCCGGACCCCAGGACACACCACGUCAGAGUAGUUGCAAUCGAUGACGGCGACGAAAGCAUGGUAACCACUGAACAACGGUGGUACAGCGUAGAGUAUCCGCACGUGAGAAGCAACUGGCCCCGCGGCAGUUAUGUUCAUGAGCACGCUCAUGAUGGGCUCUUGCUGCUCCCGCGUCACUUACGACAACGGUGCCCCGACCUACAGUCGAUGACAUAUCGCUUCCUGCCGAAAAGCCCCGGGCUUGGCCCGGACCAACUGCAGACUCUCAAGCAAGCAUUUGCCGAGGUGGGAAUCGCGUUUCACCCAUCUGGACGCGAAGAGUACGAGAUAGAAAAGCGAUAUCCUCGGGGUUCUCGCUGGCAGUUGGACGGCCCGGAAGUAGAGUAG